GCGAGAAAGAAGGGAGAGAGGUGUUCUUUUUGAGAGUGUGAGGAAGGGCAAGAGGAGUGUUCGUCCAAACGUGAGGAGAGAGCGGACCCCUCUUGAGAGAACUGCUAACACCCCUUCCUCCGGCAUGGCAGACAUCACAUCUGCCCAAUGGCAGGCCAUGCUGAACGCAGCAGACGAGAACGAGAAACCGUUUUUCCAAAAGCUUUAUGAUGAUGCCGUGCAAAGGGAAAGGAAGGCAGAGGCAGCAGCCAGAGCCACAAGCAUAGCUGCCCAGGUGGCCCUCCUUCAGGUCCCGGAAGCCAAUGCUGAUCGGUUCCAGGAGAGGCUAGCUGCUGCCGUAGCAGCCUUGGUUCGACUGCGGAACUUAAAAGACCUUGAGUCCCGUGUAACAGCACUGGAGCAGCGGAACCAAGAGCUGCAGGCUGAGAUAAUCAGCCUCAAACAGUCUCAACUGUCUACCCCCCGCCCUCCUAACCCUCGACCUGCUGUAGUCCCAGUCCCAGUCUCUCAAUCUAAAACAGUCCUCAUGGCAAGAGCAAGUGGAACUGUGACAAGCGCAGGAACCGGUGCCAGCUCCUCAAGCGGCAGCGCCGACAGUUCUGCACUAGUCAUAGUCCCAAAUGCAGGGACAUCAGCCCAAAACGGCACAGUCCUUACUGGCGUUCAGUACARCGGUCYCGUAGUGGACAAGCGGGCGGCCACCUUGCCRUCCAAGURYGACGGGAAAGCGGAUAUCACCUCUUGGAUUAGUUCCAUGCGCUCAUACUUCGAGGUCAUGCGGACACCGCAAGAAGACCGAAGCAUGAUCAUGGGCACUAAUAUUGAGCCCGCCGUAUGGAACCACAUUGAACUCCAAGCUGUUGCUGCAGGUUAUGAAAGAAUUGACCUGACCGAGUGGCUGAAAGUAACCCCUGUACGCACCCUUGAGGACCUUCUCAUCACGCGAUACCAAGAUAAGCAUGCUGCGCUCAAGGCUAGGCUGAAGCUUGAGGCCCUCAAGGGCCAAACAUGGAGGUCCUCCAUGCAGGCUUUGGAACAACACUUGACUGGUCUGUUCACCACUCCAGACCUGGGAAUGACCGACGUGUCUUGUAUGGAUGUAGUCAUGGGAGUGGCCCCUAAAGAAUACCUCUCCCUGCUAGGACUCAAAGACCAUACCAUUUGGCGAGAGCUCAUGACGGAUCUAGUCAACCUAGAGGCCAAGGACCUCGCCAGGCGUAAGAAGGCGCCCGCUGCAGGUGGAAAACCACAACGCAAGCGGUAUGGAAACAACAACCAGCUUGCCCUGCAUGAACAUCGGGAGGCUGAAGAUCAGUCCUACGCGGAUGAUCAGUCUCUAGAUGACGAUCUAGAGUCGGUCUCCGAUAUGGGCUGUUCCACAUCAGCCAUUGAGUCUGACGUAAACGAAGAUGAAAAACUUAAUGAGACUGCUUCAAACAAGGGUUCUAACCGUGGUUCAGGAGCAGUAGAGCAGCUGCAGCGGACGACGACGACGACGAAGAAGAAGAAGGCGAAGAAGAAGAAGAAGAAGAAGAAGAAGAAGAAGAAGAUGGCGUGGACGGGGGUGUCAGAGAAUAAGUUGAGCAUCUUUCAAUGGACAGCAGAUGCAAAGGAACAUAUCGAGCUCAUUCGAAAAGCUAAGUUUCGGAUAGGCGUGCCAAAAAUAAGGGAAGGGGGAGCAUCGGACACUCUGGCGGACUCACUGCUGACCGAUUUGCACGGUGCUUGCGCCCAUCUCUCGGAAACACUUUAUCAGAAAGACACGCACUUCAUCCUUGAGUUGAUCCAGAAUGCCGAAGACAAUACCUACCCGGGCGACGAACGGCCAACUCUGAUGUUCGUCUUAGGAGAGGGGGAUCCAACGGUGGAAGUGGCAGCAGAAGUCGAUCGUCAGAAUCCAAGCACGAUUAACGACAACUCCAGGCACCAACUAACGUUGGCCGUCUACAACAAUGAGGUGGGGUUUCAAAGUGAGAAUGUGGAGGCUCUCUGUGGAAUUUCAAAGUCGACGAAGAAGAACAAGGAGUUUGGCUAUAUUGGAGAGAAAGGUAUAGGAUUUAAGAGUGUAUUUCUUGUCUGCAAACGCCCGUGCAUUUUGAGCGGGGGAUAUCGGUUCAGCUUUGAUGAGGCGAUGGAUUCCGAUGCCGGCAUUGGCUACAUCGUACCAACGUGGCUCGAUGAGAAUAAGGCAACUGUCUCUCAGCUAAGCAAGUUCCAUUUGCAAGACGCAUUUCGAACAGCAAUCCUAUUACCGCUUAAGCCAGAGAAAGGGGAAUCUGUCCAGCGCCAACUGUGUGAAAUUGCUCCGGAGACUCUGCUUUUCCUCAGAAAACUGCAGGUCUUAGUGAUAUACGAUUUGGUUAACGGAAGUUUCAUGGCAUUUGACAGGAAGCCUGACAAGAAAACCGGCGUGGUGGAAUUGGGAAAGAAAACAGUGGGAACUGAAACUUCUGUGCGGUAUUGGCUACACCAAGCUGUAUUCGAUGUGCCGGCGCAGAUUGUCGAGGAGAAGAGGGUUGGCAUUACGAAAUGGACAAUCUUUGUAGCGUUUCCGUUUUGCAAAAGUGCGGAAACAGAUGAAGAUGCACAUGAUGUCUUUGCUUUCCUGCCUACAGAGAUCAGAACUGGCUGGCCUUUUCUGAUCAACGCGGACUUCUUGCUCGUCGCAUCGCGGGAGGCGAUACUGUUCGAUAGACCGUGGAACGUGGGGCUGCUGCAAUGUAUGCCAGUAGCCUUUGUACAGGGGUACUUGGAUUUACAGAGAAGAGCAAGGUCGUGCGUUUUGUCGCUUUCGUCGAAGCAAUACGACGUCUUGCGGUUUGUGCCGCUGCGUACUGUCGCCAAAGAUUUGGAAAGUGUGAGGAAGCAGAUGAUCGCUUGUCUUAGGUCGCAGGAAGUUAUUCCUGUGUCAAAGUUGUUUGAAGAAGGAGAGAAUGCAGCAGCAGAAGGAGCUUCAGGGAGGUCUCGGUCUGCGUCCGGGCAGGGCUCCGGAAGCAGCAGCAGCUCGUCUCCACCUUCGAUUACGUUGGCUAGAAGCUCGGCUGCAUUUGAAAACGAAGGAACCGCCAACUUGGGAGGUGGCAAGCGGAUAGGGAGGGGUGAGAGCCCGGAGGCAAAUUCGGCAGAGGAGGGGACGGUAUGGUGUAGCCCAAAGUGUGCGAGGAUGGCUGAUCCCGACUUUGUUAAAUUCUUGUGGAGAGUGAAGAACUCCGGGCACCCCAUUCCUUUUUGGUUCGGUACGAAAAAGGAAACGGGUGGCCAGGGAUCUUCACCAUCCACACAUAGUGGGAAGCGGGGGGUGAAGUGGAGGAUGUAUCUUGUUGAUGAAGAUGCUCAGCAGAGGUAUUACGGCCAGCUUGUGGAGUUGGGAGUUCAGUCUAUGACCAAAACGUGCUACUGGGACUGUGUGGGACUUGGUGACUGGUGUGAAAACCUCAGUGAAGCUCUCUACGUAGAGCUGCUUGCAGUUUUCGCAAAUGGCCAGUUUUUAGGAAAGGAGGACAUGAUGAAGAACGGGGUUAGACUUCUCCGUGUGGAUGGGGAAGAAAAACUGUCGGAAUCGACAAAUGAAAGACCUAUAUAUCUGCCACCUAUGGAGCGGGAUGACUGGUUGGCCACGUGCAUCGAGCAGCUGCAGACCGUAGCGCCAGUGCGGCUGUUUUCGAAGCCAGUGUAUAAGACGAUUUGCUACUCCUCUUCAGGCUUGUCCAUUGUUGGCAUGCUGCAAAAGUGCUUGAAUGUGAAGAGACUCACUGUGGAGAGCUAUGCGUUCCACGUCGUCCAAGCUUCACUUCAGCUGGCGGACCCGGAGAAAGUUCUGUUGGUCGCGGACUUCUUCCGCAAUGCCCUCGAACGGUACACAUUGCCUGUUCCAACCGCCAUUACCUGGCUCUCGAUGAUUCCACUACUGCAAGAAAAUGGCAGCAUCAUUCAUCGGGGAGUGAUGCGCCGAAAGGGUUAUAGAUUUGUUCCCACAUCAAUAAAUUGCAUCCCGGUGCUGAUGCCUCAAUCUAUGAGCAAGUGGCCAGAUCUGCUGGAAGGUGAUACCAGCUGGGAGGGAAAGGUAAUCAAGCUGUCUGAAGCAUACUUGCGGAACUCACCCCCCCUCGAGGGUCGCGAGAAAGAGCAAGGGAGCCCCCAAUUUCAUGGAAGUGGGGGGCCGCAGGUUUCAGGACAAAAUCCUCAGGAGUUACAAGACCAGCGCAGCAAACGUGAGGAUUUCAUAAGAAAGCACUUAAAAGCUGUGGAUGUUUUCAGUCUCGAACCAUCAGGUGACGCGGAACUGCAAAUCCUUCACCGUUCCUCCCCGGAUGGCCUCCCUGCCAAGAAGGUGAUGAUCCUGAUUGAGUGGCUCGGAAAGCUGCUCUUUAAAUAUGGAAGACAUGGGCAUGGGGCACCGGACUUGUGCGAUCUCAAGAGGGAGUUGAAAAGUAAUCGCCUUCCUCCUUUUUGGCAGGCCAUCCACCAGUGUUCUUGGGUGCCAACAUCCUGCGGCGGCCGGAGACCUGUUGAGGCAUGGUUUCCUCGUAAAGAGAUAACUGACGUACUCGGAGAUGCCAUGCCAUUGAUUGUUCGCGAUGCAUUGGUACUGACGGAACGAGCGAUGGAAACGCUGCAGCGCAUUGGCGUAAAAACAAGCAUCACUUCGGAAGAUGUUUACUCUCACCUAUUGCAGCUCUCUCAGUAUCCUGCAUCUCAGACUACCGCUAAAGCCGUCCAGCGCCUUUACAAGUUCUUGAGGAAGGAGGGAUUCACAGUUGGCAGGGGCUUAAGCUUUCCUGUUUGGUAUUGCGCACGAAACAGUCAGGCAAACGAAAGUUCAAGAUGGUGUGAGCCAUCGGAGUGCUUGUGGGAGGACGAGGACGGCUUGUUUGCUGACAGCUUACCCGUACUGAAGGACGUGUACACAAGCGACUUGCAGCAAUGGUUCAAAUGGUUAGGUGUGCAUGUGCGGCCGACGAUUGACCACUGCCUUCAGAUCUGGCUGGACCGGACUCCACCGUGCAGAGCAAGGGAGGAUGCGGCUUAUGUGGACACCAACUUCGCAGGGAAGGUCUGGGCCUUGAUUGCUCGAUAUGCUAACGAGGCUCAGAAGUCCAAGGUCUGGGCAGUGUUCCAAAGGACAGCAAUGCUCCCACUUGCCGCCGCAAAGGCAGGUGAAAGUGGUGGUGGUCGUGCUGGCGUUCCUGGAGGCAGGGAGGUUAAGCAGACAUCAUCUGCAGCUGGAGCUGUUGGACAUUCAAGGCUUCAGCUGGGAGAACCAAGCAGGUUGUUUGUCCCUGAUGAUUUGCUGCUGGAGAAGGUCUUUGUAGAUCAUGAUCCCACACUGCCAUUGGUCUGGCUUCCAGACAUUGCCGAUCCGCGGCAGUUGCAAAAGCUCUUCCACCUGUGCAAGGUCAUGGGCGCAAGUUCGUUGAGCGAAGCGAGCACAAUGAAAGUGACCCGAAAAGGAAGGAGCUUACCACUCCCUCUGCCGCGCGAUCUUCAUGUUGAGAUUCGACCAGGUCAUAGAGCUCCAGAACCUGUGCUUGGAGAUCCUCUUUUCACUGCAGUGUUGGGAUUUCGGUACCUGCCAGGGGUGACGGAUCAUUUCGAUAGGGAAGCGUAUCAUACGUGCGUCUCUCCUCUUGUGAAGGCACGGGAGUGUCUUGUUGAGCAAAUGGAGGUUGAGCGCAUUUUGAUGAGCCAGCACACGAAAAAGGGCAAAAAGUUGCCAUCGCACGUUCGUGUGAAGGCAGUGGAGCAGUGCACAGCCUAUUGGGACAAAGACGAGAACAUCUUAUACCGAACUCUGGAGCCCAUUAACGAUCAUGUUGCAGGGUUGGGCGGAAUCACUCCGCUGAGGCGUACUGCAGAAUUGGCGGAGGCUGUGUCGUUCGGGGUUCUCCCAUCGCAUCCCAAAGAGUUGGUGAAGAAAUGUACAGAAUUUUUGAGAAACUUUCUGUCGGCUCGUCUGCUGACCAUGGAGGCCAUUGAAUACUUGCUUAUGCAAAACAACAUUCGGUUAUCAAUGGCGGAUCGUCAAUUCAUUCGCGACGCGAAGGUGUCUCCAACAAUAAAUCAGAAAGAAACACAAAUGGAUGAGGACACUGGUGCAGCGAAUGGUGAUGCAAGUGGCGAAGAGGGGAUGAUGGGGGAUGGAGAUGUGGCCGUCGAUGCCCUCACGGUUCCAUUGCCAUUGGCUGCUGCUGGCGAUUCGGCUGCAGCUCAUUACUCAGAUGCUUCUGCCGCUGAGCCUAAAACCAUGCAGGAUACCAUAAUUGAGGACAUGGAGGGAGAACUCAACCCCAGGGCAUCAGCUUCAACAAUAAGGGAAGGGGAACAGAGUCAGUCAAAUGCUCUCCGCCGUGGCCGGCAUUCUGGAAUCACGAUGUCGUAUCCGAUGGAGAGGGAUGCAGAACCCUCUGCAGGGUUCAGAGGAGAGAAGAAAGCACUACACACAGGUGCGCGAGGCAAGCCGAGAGACAAGCUCGCCACGAGCAGAGCCGAUGCCAUUAUGGAGCACACGACUUCUCAAGAAGAGAGUGCAGCCUCUGCACCUGUUGUUGGGGAGUCCGCAAGGAGGAGAAGAUAUGCUAACUUAGAGGAGUAUAUGACAUCCCAAGAAGGUGCGACCUCCGCACCUGCGGUGAGCCGCCAUGCUCGUGCUGCCCCGGCCUCGAAGGGUCCUGUUUUUUCUCUUUCUGACGAUUCAGACGAGAGAGUAGUCAUGAUGCCAGCAGAUGAGGAGGGGUUGAAACGCAAUAUGCGCGCGGCGUUAAAGGUUGUGAAUGACAGGAUCGGUGAUAUUGAAGGAGAUCCCAAGCAGGCAGUAUUUUUCCCCGACGAGCAUUACUCGAAACUUCACUGGUGGGUACAGACGUCCCAGCUCAGAGUGAGGGCUAUACUUGGUCUGCCGCCGCACGAUGCGAUUGCAGAGUCCCUCAACCGCGCUCUGAUGCUAGCAUUCCUCCAUCCUUCGUACUUUGGGACGCGAAUGCCGAGCUAUGAACGGCUUGAAUUCUUUGGCGACUCGAUCCUAGAUGCGUGUGUGGCCGAUCGCCUCUUCUGCAUGCACCCACAGGCACACGAAGGCGUCUUGACGGAGAUGAAGGAGAUGAUGGUAUCCAAUCGUGUAAAUGCGAUGUGUAUUCGCGCUGCCGGCUUGGACGAGUUCAUAAUCAUGGGGCAUUUGGAACGGGAAUUUCCUCCAGGAAACGAAGCCCGGCCAGGACAAUCAACCUCCCCAUGGGGUGUUCCCAUGAAGGUGAUGGCUGACGUUCUCGAGGCAAUUGUUGCUGUUAUUUUUCUCUGGUACGGACCUUCCAGUGUCACGAAACUCUUAUUUCAUUUCUUUUACCCUCUUGCUCUCUUGUCCAAGCCCGCCGAUGGCAGUGGAGUCGCAAUUGAGGAAGUUGAUGCUGGUCCAUCAACGGAAGCUGAUAGACCUGUCUUGUCAUGAAUGCCGGAGGCUGAUGGAAGUGUCUUCUCAUGAACGCCAGAAGCAUGUUUGCUGAUGCCUGUGCCCUAAGUAGGCAUGUUUGCUGCCCAUCACACUCAUUGUAGAUGCCAUAAAAAUC
This is a messenger RNA of Chara braunii, 7559 nucleotides long. The record is from the annotation of a GenBank genome assembly. NCBI's taxonomy places the organism in Eukaryota, Viridiplantae, Streptophyta, Charophyceae, Charales, Characeae.